This is a messenger RNA of Haemonchus placei, 267 nucleotides long. Lineage: Eukaryota; Metazoa; Nematoda; Chromadorea; Rhabditida; Trichostrongylidae. The record is from the annotation of a GenBank genome assembly.
AUGCUGUCGUCGUCGUUUGUGGAACACGCUGCCCUUGGCUUUGCAUUUGCGGUACUAUCGUUGUUCGUUCUAGCGUUUGCUAUCAUCGCCGUCGUACUCGUCACCAUUACCAACAACUGUUGGUGGAACUGUGAUUCCGAAGGCGAUCCCCUGAUGGAGGACUACAAUACAUUAUUCCCCGGAGAUGAGGAGGAGUGUGAAACCGGAAAUCUCGAGCCGAUCGAUACGGUGAUCGGGAACACGCCACGGAACGCGGAUAUCGUCUGA